AGUUCAUCAUGGUCUCUCCUCUUGGAUUUCUGAGCCUCUUUUCAGUAAUGGCAGCGAAAAGUUACGCUCUCUCGUGCACAAGUUGUUAUUCAAACUCUCCCACUACAUGCUCAGGUAAUAGCGUGACUUGUUCUUCUGGUUUUCAGUGUGGAUCGAGAUAUCAAGAGUACACCAUUGGUGGAGCAUCUUCUACAGGUUUCAUCAGGGGAUGUUUUCCUGAAUCUCAAUGUAACUUCCAGGGAAAUGUCGACAUGAAUGGAGUUAAAUUAAGGAUAGCCUAUACUUGCUGCUCUACUGACGACUGCACUCCUCCUGUUCCUAUAUUAUUAUCCAGCAGUUCUGAGACCAAUGGCCUGGUGUGUCCAUCAUGCCGGUCUGAUUUUUUCUCCACGUGUGACUCUUCAGUAACCGUAACUUGUACUGGUAAUAAUAAUAAAUGUCUUUUCAUGACAGAAAAUAUAACAGCAGGAGAAGGCUCAGAGUUAUCAGUCACUAAGGGAUGUGCAACAGAAAGCUACUGUGUCCUUGGGGACUACUCCUAUACUAUUGAAGGUGUAACAACCAACAUUACCAUAGUCUGCUCCAGUGACCAGACUACAGCCGCUACUCCAACCAGUAUCCAGACUACAGCCGCUACUCCAACCCGUGUCCAGACUACAGCUGUUAAUCCAAUCUGCUUCAAUUGAGGCAUAAGUGUCCAGAAAAUUGUCCUGACUCCGGCCGUUGUGUGUCUUCUACUGCUGAAAUGGCUUUUCUUGAAGAUUUACAG
Molecule: messenger RNA, 769 nt
Organism: Bufo bufo (common toad)
Lineage: Eukaryota; Metazoa; Chordata; Amphibia; Anura; Bufonidae
Product: phospholipase A2 inhibitor and Ly6/PLAUR domain-containing protein-like
Exons: 5
Coding region: 9-686 (225 amino acids)
Source: RefSeq, a predicted model, not a curated record